Messenger RNA from Triticum urartu, 1972 nucleotides. The record is from RefSeq and is a predicted model, not a curated record. NCBI's taxonomy places the organism in Eukaryota, Viridiplantae, Streptophyta, Magnoliopsida, Poales, Poaceae.
UAGUCCUUCGAACUUUCCCGACCAAACCCGCAGUCCACCCCGUCUCCUUCCUCGCUCUCUUCGUCGCUAACCCACUCCGGCGACGGCGCUGCCUCCGACCCUCCGCCCCACGCCCCAUGCCACCUUGCUCCCCCCACCACCUCUCCGCCGCACCAUGUAGCCAUCGCCUACCCCCCACGCCGCUGCCUUGUUCCCCUGCCAAAACAGAGCAAGCGACAAGGUUCGAUUUUUGCCGCCGCCUGGUUCACCUGCGCGUCGUGGAUCACCUCCUCGCCGGCUAGCCUCCGUCGACCUCAUCCCUUCCCCCCACAGCCCCACCCCGCCGCCGCCGCGUCAUCUUCGGCCGGUGGCCCCGCCAUGCCGCAGCUUCUUCGCCAGCAAGCCGAUGCCGCCUUCCAUCCCGUGUCGCUGUCGCCAGCAGGUAGACGACACCGUCCACUCCUGUUCAGCCACGGCACCAUCAUCCAGCACCACAAGGCCGUCCACUCCUGUUCAAGAUUUCAUAUUCAGAGGAAGCAACAGCAGCACGAAGAGAUUACACUGGAUGUCUACUCCUUAUGCUUGCAACAACAACAUCACUGAGAGAUUACAAAAAGGAACAACAACAGUUGCUACAAAUCAAUCUAUAGAUCAGAGAUUACACUAUACCUUCUUCUCCAGAGAUGAUCAGCAGCGAAGAACAACAGUGCAGCACGAGCACGAGCUCCACCGGCAAGCAUGGAGCAUGGGAGAGCGUGCACGCACCCGAGCUUGGGUGGCGGCGGCGCUGGUUUUUGGUCACCAGAGGAGCUAAUGACGAGCUCCAAUGGCGGUGAGCGGCAGACCACCACGGCCAGGAGAACCAGCAACCAAUCGACAGCGGAAAGGCGACCUGGAGGACCCGAAGAUCACCCUGAAGCUGUUGAUCAGCUCGGGGAAGCCAUAGGAGGAGCGAUGGCAUUGAGCUCGUGUGCGGAAUCGGCGGCCGGAGUGGGAGGAGACGGGAUCGAUUCCGUCGAUCCACGGCUUCCCAGCAAGCGUGGCUCAAGGACACUACUAGGGAAAACCUUAUACACCGAAUCUUAGCAGCAGCGUGGUUUAAAACCAGACGCUACUGCUAAUUAGCAGUAGCGAGCUCCAGAGAGCAGCGCUACUAAUAUCUAAGUAGUAGUAGCGCUCUAUGCGGAACAAGCGCUACUACUAUAUUUGCCACGGUGUUGCCUCCCGGCUAGAUAUAGUAGUAGCGACCUUCCGGGGGACGCGCUACUGCUAAAGUACUCAGUAGCAGCGUUUUUCUUAGAAACUCGCUGCUGUUAAGUAUCACCACAACUAAUUAAGUUUAGUCCCAUACUGCUAAGCGAACAAGGUGUUUACCACCUUAAAUAUGUUACUUCUCAACCUAUCUCGAGCACUUGGUCUUCAUUGAACUAUAUGUGUAUGAUUUGUAGCUGCAAUAUGAAUCCUCGCCUGUACCUAUACAGGUACAGUGAGGAUUCAUGUUGACUAUUUAGAUUUUACACAAAAAGAUCAAUGAUGACCAAUGUAUAUUUUUGAUGUUUUCACAUUGCUUAGACUUACAACGUUUUUUCAGGACAAAGCGUUACUGAUUUUGGGAUAAACAAAAGAAAUAACUACUUCCAUUAGCAGUAGCGUUUUUAUGUAAAACGCGCUAUAGAUAAGUUAGCUAUAGCGCGUUUUCCUUACGAGCGCUACUGCUAGUUCGACUUAACCACCACCCCGGCUCAAAAUUUCGCUAAGUCCUCCUUUCCCCUGUUCCCCUACUCCUGUCGCGCCGCGCCGCCCGAGCCCGAGCCUCCCCUCACCGCCGCCGCCCGAGCCCGCCGCUGCUCUCGACCUCGCCGCCGCCGCCUGAGCCCGCCCAGGACCGCCGCCUCCUGAUCCCGAGCCCGCCCUCGCCACCCCUACCUCCGUUGCCAAGCACCUCCCCGCCAUCGUCUCUCCCCUCUCUGUAAAGCCCCCACCCCCUCUCUCU